Molecule: messenger RNA, 1556 nt
Organism: Chironomus riparius
Lineage: Eukaryota; Metazoa; Arthropoda; Insecta; Diptera; Chironomidae
Source: the annotation of a GenBank genome assembly
UUUUUUCACGGCUUUGCUUUGAAUUUAAGAACAUCCAUCGAUUCUACAGAUCGUAACGAAUGUUGGUAGAGUGAAAUUUGUGGAUUUGAGACAGUUUUCGAUAGAUAAAUUGAGAACAAAAAAAUUUUGACUGUUUUAAAAGAUUUUUUUUCAAGAAAUUCUUUGUGAUAAAAGAUAAUUGGACAGACAGAUCAACAGAAGGAAUGUCCAAAAAAGUGCUAAGAAAUUGACUCAAUUGAAAUUCACAAAUAUAGAAAGUGAAUGUUGUAAUUUGAGGAAUUGAAUAAGCAAUUUAUAUUAUUGGUCAAUCGAUUUUGUUACUUCAUUUCGUUCAGUUCGUAUAUACACAUAUUAUAAACAAGAUAUUUUUGUUGGUCACUGAUUUAUAAUAAAUCAAAUGGCAUCAAUGUCGUUUCGUCCAUCAACAAGUGGCGCAAAUUUCGAAAAGGUUAAUAUCCCGUGUAGAUUUUAUCCUGGAUGCCGUUUUGGCAACAAUUGCAAGUUUCUACAUGACGAUGCAACGAGUUUUGAGGCAACACCAACUAUAAAUAAUAAUAUUGCGCAAUCUAUUUUACUAUCAUCAUCUUCAUCAGCGAAUAAUUUAAAUCCUCAAGCUCCCAUUUUUGUGCCUACAAUUUAUAAACAAGACUUUGAUUCAAAUUUUCCGCCCAAGUCGUACGCAGAUGUUGUGAAUGCAAAUAGAGAUCCCAGCGAACAAGUCACAGAACUUUCUAUCUACCCUGCCGAUGAUCCUACUCAAAUUUGCCCAUUUCUUAUGAAAAGUGGAAUUUGUCGCUAUGAGACAUGCUCGUAUGCUCAUGGUGAGAUGUGUGAAAUGUGCGGAAAGUUUUGCCUUGAUCCAUACAAUGUUGAGCAGAGGAAAAAACACGAAAAAGACUGCAUUUCUGCUCACGAACGGGAAAUGGAACUAGCAUUCUCAAUUCAGCGCUCAAAGGAGAAAACUUGUGGAAUAUGCUUUGAAAUCGUGUGGGAAAAGGAAGGACGUGAGCAGCGAUUUGGUAUUUUACCGAAUUGCAAUCAUUGUUUCUGUCUCGAGUGCAUUAGAACGUGGCGACAAGCUAAACAAUUUGAUAAUAAAAUCAUUCGAUCAUGCCCCGAGUGCAGAAUUUGUUCAGACUUUGUAUGCCCAAGUAGCUUUUGGUGUGAUUCGGCUGAGGAAAAGGAGAAACUGAUUUCAAAAUAUAAGAAUGCUUUAAGCGAGAAGGAUUGCAAGUAUUUCAAGAAGGGUCAAGGAACAUGUCCUUUUGGAAACAAAUGCUUCUACAGACAUUGCCUAAUGGAUGGUAAAAAAGUCGACGUCGGUGAACCAACCAGAACACGAGCUCUAAAUAGCCUUGGACAUCUUGAAAAUCUUCCGAGCCUCUUAUUUUGGAAUUUCAUAGAAGAAAGAAUGUUCUUUGAGGGUUACUCUUCAUCCGACUCAGAGUCUGGAGUAUCGGACUUUCUCGAAAUUUUCUAAAAGCAGAAAUUCCAAUCAGCAAGAUUAUAAGUCUUUUCAAGUAAUUAAUUAAUCAAAAUCGUGUGUCUGUGUGGAA